Mesoplodon densirostris (Blainville's beaked whale) is the source of this 1792-nucleotide messenger RNA. RefSeq names its product methyltransferase 15, mitochondrial 12S rRNA N4-cytidine (gene METTL15). The transcript is spliced from 6 exons. Bases 134 to 1348 code for a protein of 404 amino acids. Gene Ontology annotation, molecular function: rRNA (cytosine-N4-)-methyltransferase activity. Gene Ontology annotation, biological process: rRNA base methylation. The record is from RefSeq and is a predicted model, not a curated record. Lineage: Eukaryota; Metazoa; Chordata; Mammalia; Artiodactyla; Ziphiidae.
CCGUGGCGCGCUGCAGUUUGGCGCCAGGCGUCUCAGCGGCCCCCUUACCGUGGAAACCACCUUGCUCCGUGUCACCGUGGCAACUCGCACGGCAGUUUCCGGAGGCGUUGGCCGAGAUUUGUUGAUCUACAGAAUGCUUCAAUACCCAUAUUUUUGUAGAAUCUAUAAAAAAUUUCUUUCGUGCUGGUUGGAAUCUGGCAUAUUUAAUUUGGGUGUCUGGCCAAAAAAAAUACAUGCUACAGCAGAAAGAUGUAAUGAAUAUGAAGCCCAGGAACAAACAGAUCAAACUGGAGCUCAGGAGUUACAAGACAGAGAUUCUGAAGUGAUGACUAAAUUACAUAUUCCAGUGAUGGUGGAUGAAGUUGUUCGUUGUUUGGCACCACAAAAAAGGCAGUUUUUUCUAGAUAUGACAUUUGGUUCAGGAGGACACACAAGAGCCAUUCUACAGAAGGAGUCAGAUAUUACUCUGUAUGCCUUAGACAGAGACCCAACAGCUUAUGCAAUAGCUGAACAGCUUUCAGAACUGUACUCUAAACAGAUCCGAGCCAUCCUGGGCCAGUUCAGCCAGGCAGAAGCCUUACUAAUGAAAGCUGGAGUGCAACCAGGGACUUUGGAUGGAGUUCUUUUGGAUCUUGGGUGUUCCUCCAUGCAACUUGAUACCCCUGAAAGAGGUUUUUCCCUUAGGAAGGAUGGCCCCUUGGACAUGAGAAUGGAUGGUUGCAGGUACCCUGACAUGCCCACCGCAGCUGAUGUUGUGAACGCUUUAGAUCAACAGGCACUUGCAUCCAUCCUGAGAACAUACGGGGAGGAGAAGCACGCCAAGAAAAUCGCUUCAGCAAUCGUUCAGGCACGCAGCAUCUACCCCAUCACCAGAACCCAGCAGCUUGCCAGCAUCGUUGCAGGUGCAUUUCCUCCCUCUGCUACUUAUGCACGAAAAGACUUGCUACAACGAUCUACCCAUAUCGCUACCAAGACUUUCCAAGCUUUUCGCAUAUUUGUGAACAAUGAGCUCAAUGAACUUUACACAGGACUGAAGACAGCUCAGAAGUUUCUGAGACCUGGUGGUCGCCUUGUUGCCCUCUCCUUCCAUUCACUGGAGGAUCGCAUCAUCAAACGAUUCCUGCUUGGGAUAAGCAUGACAGAAAGGUUUAACCUAAGUGCUAGACAGAAGGUGGUACAAAAAUCACAGUUGGGUUCAGAUCAUGAAAACACGGAAGGAUUCUCUAUAGGAAGGGCCCCUUUAAUGUGGAAAAUGAUGCAUAAGAAGGUACUUACUCCAGCAGAUCAAGAUGUACAAGAUAACCCCAGAGGACGCUCAGCCAAGCUUAGAGCAGCUAUCAAAUUAUGAGAAAGUUAUCAUCAUCUGAUUCUUCAAGUUCUUCCUCAGUUUCUCGUGUAAUAUUCCUGAACAGCCUAAUAUAAGAAAGUGUGGGAUAUAGAGAGAUAUGUACUAUAUAUGUGUGGAAAUAGGGGGUAUUUAGCAUUAUUUUCUCAAAAAGAAAAUGUAGGAAAUAUUAGCAUGACACAGAUAGCUCAAUUCAAGAUGCAGCAGUGUCUCAAAACUGGAAAAAAUUGUUUAUCUUAGCAUUAUAUUUGACUUUUGAAAUGCAGUCCUUUCUCUAACCAGGAAUUUUUUUAAAAAAGAAGAAGAAGAAGAAGAGAAGAAUAUGUGUAUUUACUUAACUAUGUAAAUUCAAGCUGUCAAAAGAGAGAUUAUAAUUAUAUCUGCAUGCCCAAAUUCUGAAUUUAGAUAUUCAGAUUUGCAAGACUGUCUAUAACUCAAAUAAUUAAU